CAUGACAGGGAAGGAGGGAGUUGUUCUCUCAGACACUGAGAAUAAACUGAAAUCCGCCUCACACACCACCGUGAACCACGGGGGACCCCAGCAGCCGCCUCCAGGCUGGAAGAUGGCCCCCGUGGUGCACCGGCGCACCGGCUUUGGGAUCCAGGAGCUGCUCGGCCUCAACAAGGAGCCGCCGGCGGUCCCGAGGCGGCCGCUGGAGGCUCUGCCGCACAGCGCGCACGUCCUGGCCACCAGGUCGGCCCUCGGACACGGGGGGCUCGGGGUCGGGAUGGGUUUGCUGGGACCGGAGGGAAUACAUUCGUUUUACAGCCAGCCUGCGUUUCUGGAGGUGCUGGCAGAGGCGCAAAAUGUGCACCUGCAGCCGCUGCACAGGGCGGCGCAAAUGGACGCGCAGAUGGAUGCGCAGCACUCCGCCAGCUCCGAUUCUGACGACAUGAGUCUGUCCUCCGGUGAUCAGAAGUUUUCUAAAUCAUCAUUGAGUCAGAGCAAGAAACGAAAGAAAAGACGACACAGAACCAUUUUCACGUCCUAUCAGCUGGAGGAGCUGGAGAAGGCUUUUAAUGAAGCUCACUAUCCAGACGUAUACGCCCGGGAAAUGCUCUCCAUGAAGACUGAGCUGCCAGAGGACAGAAUACAGGUGUGGUUUCAGAACCGCAGGGCCAAGUGGAGGAAGAGAGAGAAGUGUUGGGGUCGCAGCAGCGUGAUGGCAGAGUACGGCCUGUACGGAGCCAUGGUCCGUCACUCCAUCCCACUGCCCGAGUCCAUCCUCAAGUCAGCCAAGGAGGGCGUCACAGAUUCCUACGCUCCGUGGUUACUAGGUAUGCACAAGAAGUCAGUUGAAACCACACAAACCUCUCCUGGAAAACCCUGCAGCCUGACACCACCACCACCACCACCACCACCACCAAUAACAACAAUACAGGAGAAACCAGCGGUCAAAAUGAUGGAGGAAGAGACGGAGAAACAGAUGAAAGACACUGCUAACGCACCCAUUUCUAAAGAGGAACUGAGGGAGAACAGUAUAGCUGCACUGCGAGCGAAAGCGCAGGAGCACAGCGCCAAGGUGCUCGGGACAGUUUCUGACAGAACAAAUGGCCACAUAACACAUAAAGAGGAAGCUGAGGACAAGGUGACGGAGCAGGAGACGGCAGAGGUGGAGAAAAGUGACUGAAAAAAAAGUUGCUGGAUAAAGACUGAUGGUGAAAAUACCUGCAGAGAGAUAGAGGUCCUGUUUCACUGGUGGAGUUGAACCUCGGUGCUUCAGACUGUUCAAACCUGCAGAUCAAAUGUUAUAAUCAGAGAUAAAUAAAUUAGAAAUUAUUUGAGUUCACUUGUCGGAUAACUUCUUCUCUGAUUGAGGUUUUUUUUUUUUUAACCCAACCAAUAACAUAAUUUUUUCCUCUGCUGAAUCACACAAAUGUUCUCCUCACAUUUACCGCAGACCUUUUGAUCUGCAGCUGCAGUAAAAAAUAUAUUUAUUUUCUUUAAAAUAAAUUGUAAA
This is a messenger RNA of Epinephelus fuscoguttatus (brown-marbled grouper), 1510 nucleotides long. Its product is annotated as visual system homeobox 2-like. Lineage: Eukaryota; Metazoa; Chordata; Actinopteri; Perciformes; Serranidae. Gene Ontology annotation, biological process: regulation of transcription by RNA polymerase II. The transcript has 5 exons. Gene Ontology annotation, molecular function: sequence-specific double-stranded DNA binding; DNA-binding transcription factor activity, RNA polymerase II-specific. The coding region runs from base 2 to 1180 and encodes 392 amino acids. The record is from RefSeq and is a predicted model, not a curated record. Gene Ontology annotation, cellular component: nucleus.